AUGAAUGCUCCAGCGUCUGGGGUAUUUCUUGCAAUAGAGAGAGAAGGCGCGACUGGCUUGUUCAUCUUCUUCUUCAAGUACGACGGCCUUGGGUGGAGGAGAAGCAGUGCUGGCGUGAAGAUAGAAACCCGUCGAACUGAACCAGAGGAGCUUGAGGAAGAGAGAUUUGCAUCAGUGUUUUGUUCGCUUUCCUUUUCUCUUUAUCCAACUGCAGGGAAAGAAGAUGAAAGUCAAGGUCUUGCAUGGCAUGCUGUUGCGUCAUGGACUUGGGACGCUCAGGAUGAAACAUGUGGGAUUUGUAGGAUGGCCUUUGAUGGCUGUUGCCCAGACUGUAAACAUCCUGGGGAUGACUGCCCUUUGAUUUGGGGAGCAUGCAAUCAUGCUUUUCAUUUGCACUGUAUACUGAAAUGGGUGAAUUCUCAGACUUCGCAAGCUCAUUGCCCUAUGUGCCGUCGGGAAUGGCAGUUUAAAGGAUGAGAUAAUGCUUCAUGCUCUUUGAAGUUUGAUCUCUGUCUCUCACACCAGCCCAUAGCUUUAUAUGCCCACAACAUUUAAAAAAAAAAAAAAAUGGCAGUAGCACCCUUUAUUAGAGAAAAAUAUCGUUGGCGAAAAGUAUAUAUAGAGAGAGGGAGAGGACAAUGUUGAAUGAAUGAGAUCAAGUGGAACUUCUGAUAGUUUAAGGAUUUUAUUUUUUGGGGGUAAAAAGUAGUUUUAGGAUUCUAAUUCUAAAUUGAGUAAUAUUUGUUGUUUGUGAUAACAUAUUCAGACCAAUUAGUAUUCUACAAAGGCUGGUUUCAAUCGAAUGAAGUGCUUUGUGUAUUUAUAUGCUUU
Neltuma alba is the source of this 831-nucleotide messenger RNA. RefSeq names its product RING-box protein 2. Gene Ontology annotation, cellular component: anaphase-promoting complex. The record is from RefSeq and is a predicted model, not a curated record. Gene Ontology annotation, biological process: anaphase-promoting complex-dependent catabolic process. The transcript has 5 exons. Gene Ontology annotation, molecular function: ubiquitin protein ligase activity; cullin family protein binding; zinc ion binding. NCBI's taxonomy places the organism in Eukaryota, Viridiplantae, Streptophyta, Magnoliopsida, Fabales, Fabaceae. The coding region runs from base 1 to 477 and encodes 158 amino acids.